Molecule: messenger RNA, 647 nt
Organism: Carassius auratus (goldfish)
Lineage: Eukaryota; Metazoa; Chordata; Actinopteri; Cypriniformes; Cyprinidae
Product: arf-GAP with GTPase, ANK repeat and PH domain-containing protein 3-like
Exons: 2
Source: RefSeq, a predicted model, not a curated record
UGUCUGGGAUUUCUCAGCAGUCCCAGCCGCCAUGCCCAACCCGGGUUCGUACCGGCACCGGUGCCAGUUCCCCAGGGUCAGUUCGGAUCCGGAUCGUCCGGGAGCUCCGGGGCGGGUCAGUUUGGCUCGGGAACCGUAUCGGGCCCUGCAGCGCAGUCCGGCGCGUCGGGCUCCCAGUUCGUUUUGUCCAACUCAGCAGCCAUCAGAGCCGAGAUCCAUCGGUUCGAGUCCGUCCACCCGAACAUUUAUGCAAUAUACGACCUGAUCGAGCGCAUCGAUGACAUGGCCCUCCAGAACCAGAUCCGCGAGCAUGUGAUCUCUAUUGAAGGUGGAUGUUUCUGAGGCCCAUAACCAGCACCAUGGACUGCCAUCAAGUAAAGCGACAUUUCUGACAUUUCCAAAAAAACGGCGCACUUGUGAUUUGAAGAGGGGGCUUUUGAUUGGAGGCAGGGCAGUGAUUUCUGGCUGUGUUUGUUUGUGAGGCUGUUAUUGGAGCAGUGGAGCGGCCUACAGCAUCUUAAGAGCAUUGAGGAGCCCACGCUCGCCCUCUCCUCCCUGAUCCUCUGGCUGGACUCCCAGAGCUCCUCUCUCUCUCUCUCUCUCUCUCUCUCUCUCUCUCUCUCUCUCUCUCUCUCUCUCUCUCUCUC